Molecule: messenger RNA, 3693 nt
Organism: Acanthaster planci (crown-of-thorns starfish)
Lineage: Eukaryota; Metazoa; Echinodermata; Asteroidea; Valvatida; Acanthasteridae
Product: ferry endosomal RAB5 effector complex subunit 4-like
Source: RefSeq, a predicted model, not a curated record
CAUUCAAUAUUUGAGGGUCGAGGGUAAGACCGGGAAACGUUGAUCGGAAAACACAUGCAACUUCGGGUGCGUCCGAUCAGUUUCGUUAGACCCGUGAUGUGAAUGGAAUGCUUACUGAAAAAUGAAGUCAGUUUUUCUUGAUCGUGAGUCUGAAAGACAGGGACAAAAUGCUGUUUUAAAAACUGAUGUUCCAGUCCCUGAGCCAGCUGAUGGUCAAGUAUUAAUCCAAGUCAGAGCUUGUGGCUUGUCACCUGUAAGACUUGAUGUCAUUCGGGAGUUACAGCUGGACACACAAUGUCUGCCAAUCGGUAGAGAAGUUGCAGGAGUGGUCACCAAAAUUGGCGGAGGGGUGACAAGAUGCAAAGUUGGAGAUGAAGUUGCUGGUGUGCUUCCGGUGGACAGCAUUUGCUCUGGAUGUGCAGAGUAUUGCGUGGCUAGCGAUCAUGACAUAGUGAUCAAGCCAAUGCGAGUGAGUUUCCAUGAUGCAGCAGCAGGUAUAGGAGAUGCAGUGAGAGCGUUCACAGUCCUGCAUUACCUGGCCAGAGUAUGUGCUGGGGACACAGUGCUAGUCAUCAAUGGAGCCAGGUCAAGUGGAACAAUCACUAUCCAACUAGCCCAGCAUUGGGGAGCCAAGGUGUUGGCCACUGCCUCCUCAAAGGAAGAAAGCAUCUUCCUAGAAAGUUUCAAGCCUGAACUUGCCCAAGUGAUAGAGACGGACCAAAGCAAGAAGUACGCUCUGAUCCAGCAGUGUAUCGAAGAGACAGGUGGGCUAGGUGUGGACUGCAUCAUUGACGAUGGAGUGAGUAUGUUUCCCAAAGAUGAGGAGGACCCUGCACUCAGUCCAAGGAAGCAGAAGAAAUUACGCACCCUCCCUACCAAACAUGAGGUCAUCUCAGCCCUAGGGGUAGGGGGUAGAUGGGUCACAUCACAGACUGAUCUACAGAUUGAUCCUCCUGAUUCUCAGCUACUUCACAUGAGGUGUGCCAGUGUGUCUUACCUCAACGAAGCUGUCUGGAACCUCUCCUGUGGUCAGUUGGGACGUUAUCUUCACAUUCUUCAAAGUGCUAUUGAUAAACUUGCAGAUGGGGUUCUAAGACCAAACAUUGCCAGCUGCAUCAGCUUGGAUGAGGCGUGCCAGGCCUAUAGUAAACUCCCUUCACAGACGAUUGGCAAGACUGUUGUGGAAAUAAGCCACUGUCCUUGAUAACAUCUGACAGCUGUUGCAGUCCACCGAGAGAGAUAUAUCGCCAAGUGAAGCUGCACUUCAAAAUCAUUCAGAAAUAAUGCAUACGGUGAUGGUUUUUAGCUGUCAGAAUGUUCAAGCAUGCAACUUGGACUUCGACAAAAACAAGGAAAUUCCAAUCUUUACAAGACUUUGUAGUGCUUUUCAAGUUUCAAUGGCAUGAGUGUGAAGCGAAACAAGGAAAUCAGCUGAUCCAAGGGAAAGUUGCAAGCCUGAAUGUACCUGUCCAGUAGAAUUUGGCUCCUCAAAUAAAAAAAUUGUGCAAAGUGCAAAUGCAGCUCUUCAAAAUAGGAAUAGGCAGCUAGGUCUCGGGACAGGUUGAUGUAUAAACAUUCACCCUCCAGGAAAUCCUAGAACCUUGUUGGGCUUGAUAUGGUUUAAGUUACUUGCUGUUUCUGGAUUAUACAUGGAAAGAGAACCCCUCCCCCAACAGAAGAAAAGUCACUCAGUACAUUGUCAUUUUGUUUUAUUUCCUUGGUUAGUUUUUGUAAUGAAAACAAUAAAUUUUGGCAGUAUGUCAUGCACAAAGAUAUUACAAUGGUCUUUAUUAAAUGUACAUUUAACAAAACCGUGAAAAUUCAACAAAAAAAUGAAACUAGUGAUACACUUGGUCUCUAGAAGGUGGCAAAACAUCAAGUAUUUACAAAAAAUGCAGUUACAACGUAAAAUGAGCACAACUGUACAGACAUGCUAUCAAUUACACACACCUAACAUGCACAGAUAUUAAAUUAAUUCUAGCAUCAACGUACAAACUUUGCAAUUAAAAAUACUUCUGAAUUUUCACGAACUAAUAACUAGGAACCCUAUUGUUAGCACAGCCAACAAAUAUACAGGGUGUUGAAGAAAAGUAGACAUAUGUCCUUACUAUAAUUUUAGCAGUUUUUUCCUUAAACAUGCUCCGUUUUAAUAUACAUUGAUGCAGUAAUAUACUGUACAUUCCUGAUCACACUCAACGACUCUUGGCCUUGAAUAAAAAGGCAACACUGGAGGACACGGCUCUUACAAGAGAUCAUUGUGAUUCCUGCAGACAUCUCUAAGAAAGAGAAACGUUUCUUAAAUAUGAAAUGGCCAGGCCCAAGAAUGGACAAUAAACUGAGUUGCUAUGUGGGGGUGGGGACUGACAAGUGUUCCUCCCCCCUCUCCCCAUGCCAAUGUUCUGGGCCCAGAGAGAGCAUUUCAGGAUUCUACAAACAGCAAAAUUGUACACUGUGUCAAGUGAUUUCUAUCAGCUUCUGGUCUGCACCAAGAACUCUGAACAAGUGCUGGUUCUAGAUUUCAUAGAUGAACAAUGAUUAAUUAGAAUUGUUCAGACAUUUGGUGACUAACAUACUGCUCCUUUUUACCAGGUCUGAGUAUGUGCAUGUUGUACUGAGCGUGUGUGCAUAGUUCUGAGCAUGCACAAUACCUUGAGUAAGGACCAGUGUGUUUGCUGCCACCAGUGUCUCAAAGUCUCUCAUUGGUGUUAACUUCUGUAUUUUCAAAUACAAACUUGUGAACCCAUUGUAAAAAACAGAGAUGAGAUUGAGACAGUGGUACACAUGGAAAUCUCAUUACGUGUACAUCAUCGUUAUCUGAUAUGCAAUACUUAUUCAUAUACAACGAAAAACUUGGUUUUUCCCAAACUUGCCAAUCAUUCCGUGGAAUUUCAAUGUGCUUUGAUUUCCAAAAAAAAAUUUGUAAUUCACUUGUUUGCCACUGCACCGAGACAAAGGAAAAUGGGAUUUCCUUCCUACACUUCAAAAUGGAUUGGACCAGAUUUCCUCAGAUGCUUGUAAAUGUGAGCAAUCCUGAACUAUAACCUUGAACUAUCUCCUUUUCAUUUCUUAAUGAAGUGAUCUUGCAUACAAACAUUUGUAUUUGAUAAUCAUAUAUUAUGAUUUGUGUAAGCACUCGAAAAUUGCUGACCAUUUGAUCAGAGCAAAUCCUAUGCUACGACCCAGGAAGUUUCUGUAGUCAUGCAAACAAACUGCCAUUUCAUUUGCUACUGUAGGUGAAGGGACUGUGCUCUAAGUGCAUGACUGCUUCAUUCUUGCUGAAUUGUGUCCCCAUUCCAAUUUUUUUAUUGAACCAAAAUGAACUUUAAUAACUGAAUCAGAUCAGCAAAUGGCUUCCUUGCAAAGCUCAAAUCAUUUUGAAAUUAAUUCCAACUGUUCCUUGAACUUUACGUGACCUAGAAAGUAAUGCAGCCUGCGUCCAACAAACAAGGGGAUCCACCCUGAAAAUUUCAACAAAGCCAUCACUUAUUUCCUUGUACUGCAUGUCCCAGAACUUUCAUUUUCAUUUGUAUUGGAACAAGUCUCUGUGAAAGUGAUGAAAAAUGAGGGAAAAAUUUUGAGGAUUGUUGAGGUUAUUUUAAAGAAAGUUCAAGGGAACAUAAACUGCAUUGUUUUACAACUGGUUGCAACGUACAUGCGAUGAUAGAACCAGGAAAUAAAAGCUUUUCUUGAUAA